This is a messenger RNA of Lactuca saligna, 2049 nucleotides long. The record is from the annotation of a GenBank genome assembly. Lineage: Eukaryota; Viridiplantae; Streptophyta; Magnoliopsida; Asterales; Asteraceae.
AUGAAUAUUGGAGAAGUUACACGGUUGCCUGUUAUAGAGAAGGGGGAGGUUAUUGGUUUAGUUUGCAUAUCGGAUUGUUUACGUGAUGUUGACAAAAUUACGAGAAGGAAAGCUGCUAAGCUUAUGGCAACGAAUUGGGAUGCCCUUGAGAGUUGCUGCGAUUUAAAAGGAGAUAAUGAACUUGAAAAGGCAAGAAAUAACCAGCGUACUAGACGGCGCACAAGCACACAGACAUCACCUUUGGUCAGGCAAUUCCUGCUUCAAAGGAAUGACGAAAUCCUAGAAGAGGAGGUCCAACCAGGCUUCAUUUACGAGAUCUACCACAAAAACCUUCCUCCUAGAACUCAUCUUCAACUGAGAUCCGUUCGCGUUUUUGUGAUAUCCGAGCAUUCUGUCAUUACGAACUUAUUUCAGUCAUGGAAUCAUGGAGAUGUAUCCUGCAUUAGAAGAGAAGUUCGUAAUGGGAGUAAAACUGGCAGGCAAAGUUGUUUUUCGGCAUGUUCCAUCUCAGAAUUCGACGAGAAGAAGCAUCUGCAGAAUUUCUGGCUGGUGAACCCAAACUCUCAAGUCGGGUCGGGUCAUGCUGCUAUGAAGAUUGACGAGAUCGGAUUGGCAAAGGAACUGAAGAACAAUGCGUUGGUAAUUAAGGUGGGGUGUAAGAAGACAAGUUAUGUUUAUUGGUCACACAACGCUGUAGGAGCAAUGGAACAUUGGCUUCAAAGUGCUGAUCUUCUUAAAAUUAGGAAAGACACCGGAGUAAGUGAUCCUUUCUGGACUCAAACGCCUGUUAUAUUUAUGGCUCUAAAUCGUCCAUUUAUGAUUACUCUCUAUUGGGGUGGCAAUGUUGAAUAUGAGAAUGGAAUCAUCAAGGGCGACGAAUCAACUAUGUCUGCUUCAGACAUUAUUAGGCAAAAAAUACGGUAUGAACAAUUUCAAGAUUUGGCUUAUGCACUUGUUGGAGUCGAAAAAUCUUCAUAUAAGUUGAAUAUGUCAUUAUGUUACCAAUAUUCUGGGAGAUCUAAUAUCGCACCACUUAUAAAUGAUUCAACCUUAGACAUGUUGUAUUAUUUAGCUGCGACUGAUGAAAAUUAUUGGGGUCAAGUUUGUGUUGAAAUUGAGAAAAUAGUGAUACCUACAAAUACUAGUUUGGUAGAUCUCCUUCGUAAUUUUGAAGUACCAUUUCCUUUGCCGAGUGAUGAUAGAUUUGAGCCAAAUAAUGAGUUUGGAUUUGAUGAUCCCAACUCAGAAUGCAGUAGUGAGUCAUUAAGCCAUAUUGAGGAAGACUCUGAUGAUGUGAGUGACAAAUUAGUUGUAGACUUUAUGAAUGAUGUUGGAAAUAUAGGAGAUGAUGUCGUAGAAAAUUUAGAGGACAACAUUCAUAUAGAUGUUUGGAAGGAAACAGAAAACAAAAUUAGGUUAGGAAUGCAAUUUGAAAGUAAGCAGCAGGUGAAAAAUGCAGUAAUACUUUGGUCUAUUAGUCAAAAUAGAGAGUUUAAGGUGUAUGAAAGUAAACAUAACAAAUGGGUAGCAAAAUGUAAGACCGAGGUGGGUGAAGGAGAAAGCUCUAGUUCUAUGCACCAUACACAACCUUGUCAAUGGUAUAUCCGUGCAAUUAAGAAGAAAAAUAAUCAUAUGUGGCAGAUUACACAUUGGGUGGAUGAACAUAAUUGUUUUGGAUCUUGUAUUGGCAAUAAUAACAGAAAUCUAAACUCUAGAGUUAUUGCCUCAUACAUUCUCCAUUCAAUUCAAAAAGAUGUUGCUUACCCGGUGAAACAUGUACAAGCAGAUAUAAAAAAUCAUUUUCAUGUUGACGUUUCUUAUUGGAAGGCAUGGCAUGGAAGAAGAAAAGCCAUAGAGACCAUUUAUGGAACUUGGGAGAGUAACUUUGUUGAGUUACCCAAGUAUAUUGCAGCUUUGCAGGCUUCAAACCCUGAUACAAUUGUCAAGUGGUUUCAUAACCAAAAUAGCUCAUCACAAGUGGCAAAAUUCAAAUAUAUUUUUUGGGCUUUUGGACCAGCUAUUAAGCAUUUCAUUUGUGUCGCCCUGUAA